Molecule: messenger RNA, 1071 nt
Organism: Coffea eugenioides
Lineage: Eukaryota; Viridiplantae; Streptophyta; Magnoliopsida; Gentianales; Rubiaceae
Exons: 1
Coding region: 1-1071 (356 amino acids)
Molecular function (GO): nucleic acid binding; RNA-DNA hybrid ribonuclease activity
Source: RefSeq, a predicted model, not a curated record
AUGCCAACAACAUCUGGGCGAUUCACCCUGUCCUCAGCGUAUCAGGAGGUCAGACAAGUUAACAAUAAGUCCAUCAUUUUCUCUCAAAUAUGGGGUUCCAACCUCCCGUUCAAGGUCUCUUUUUUCAUGUUGCGUCUAUUGAGAGGACGGCUACCGUUGGAUGAGGUGUUAUGCACGAUAGGGUUCCGAUUGCCGUCCAAAUGCUUCUGUUGUGCUACGGCCGAGGCGGAGAAGAUUGAAUAUGUCUUUUUCACUGGCCGACUAGCGCUGGAGGUUUGGGGUUUCUUCAAUGCGACUUGUGGUGUCAUUCCUCAGUCUCAAAAUUUACGAGCAUGCCUCCUGAGUUGGUGUCUACUAGCGACUACGUUGGAAGAGUGGCGGUUCGUGCUUGCCAGAUUGCCCAGUUGGAUAUGCUGGAAUAUUUGGAAGGCGAGGAAUAAAGCAGUUUUUGAGGGAGUUGUGCCUCAAAGUCAAGAGCUCUGCAAGGCAAUCUUCAGGGAUAUCAAAGCAACGUUCGAGGUUCAGUUUUCACGAGUUGUAGAUGCACGUGUUUUUCCGGAGAUGUGUGAUGCGAUUGCAAAGCUUCCCUCCCCCAGAUAUGGGUUCACCGUUGUGGGAUGGAAGCCAAGUGCAACUGGGCAGCCGACACUCAACACUGAUGGGUGUUCCAAGGGGAACCUUGGCAUGAGUGGUGGAGGUGGAGUAAUUAGGGAUUCCGACGGGCACCUAGUGUUUGCAUUCUCAGCUUUCCUUGGUGAAGAAACCAGCUUACGGGCAGAGAUUCUAGCGCUAUUAAUAGGACUCCGGUUGUGUGUAGAACGGGGAGUAGCCACACCUUUUGUUCAAUCAGACUCUGCAGUCUUAGUAGGAGUUCUACAACGACGAUUCCAUUGCCCGUGGCAUGUCCAGGCCGAGGUAGAGCAGAUAUGGCAAAUGGUUACGGAGGUGGGCAGGUUUUCGCGCUGUGUUCGAGAGACGAACAAAGUAGCAGACGUAUUGGCUAAUGUGGGGGUCAGGCAUGUCCAGGAUCCGCUUAGAAUUUAUGACACCCUACAGGCGGCUCCGGGUUGA